AUGUCUUCUGAGCAUGGUGGUCCUGCCAUCCAUGUGUGGAUUUGGGGCAUUUGGGUGGUGAGCCUUGGAAGUGACCCGAUUGCUUGCGAAUUGAGGGAGAAUUCUGGUUCCAUCCCACCAGAUCAGAAAUCGUUCCAGCCUCGGAACCUUUCUGAAUCCGAGGCGUCCCGGUCACUUUGUGCUGGAGCAGGAAAGAACUUGCACAACUUCUUCUUCUUCUUCUUCUUCUUCUUCUUCUUCUUCUUCUUCUUCUGUGUGUUGGCGAUGCUUCAGCACACCAAAUCCAAGUGUUCCUUUUAA
Messenger RNA from Durusdinium trenchii, 300 nucleotides. The record is from the annotation of a GenBank genome assembly. NCBI's taxonomy places the organism in Eukaryota, Dinophyceae, Suessiales, Symbiodiniaceae.